AUGAAGUGGCGGUUUAUAUUUACGUUGAUUAGCGGCACGCUCGGUGCUUUCAAACAACUGGGCUCGCGUCAAGCAAGUUCCACUUUAAAUUCAAUCCUUAUUACCCGCGACACAAAUUUAAACGAGGUUAUAUUUCCAGUUGCGAUGACUCGCAAAAACUCUCCGUUCAAGAGGCGAUGCAAAAGCUAUUACGCUAUUAAAGAUAACCAAGAUUUAAGACAAACCUUCUUUAAAACCGACAGCCAAACGGAUAUCGAAAUGAUUCAAAAAGUGUAUUGGGAUAUUGAACAAGCGUGCGACCCUAGCAAAAGCCACAGUUACGUUUUUAAAUGUGGCGGCAGUAAAUGCCGUGACCGUUGGAAGGCUUAUACAUUCCCUGAUGAUGAUACGGUUUAUAUAUGUCCCUAUUUUUUUGAGAAAGAUGCCGACGAACGUGGUCACGUAUUAAUACAUGAGCUUUCCCAUAUAAACGACAUUAGGGGAACAGAAGAUUAUGACGCUUAUGGAUAUUACGAAUCGAUUGCGUAA
Molecule: messenger RNA, 528 nt
Organism: Pyricularia grisea
Lineage: Eukaryota; Fungi; Ascomycota; Sordariomycetes; Magnaporthales; Pyriculariaceae
Exons: 4
Coding region: 1-528 (175 amino acids)
Molecular function (GO): metalloendopeptidase activity
Source: RefSeq, a predicted model, not a curated record